Molecule: messenger RNA, 4389 nt
Organism: Diorhabda carinulata
Lineage: Eukaryota; Metazoa; Arthropoda; Insecta; Coleoptera; Chrysomelidae
Gene: Reck
Product: reversion-inducing cysteine-rich protein with Kazal motifs
Exons: 15
Coding region: 195-3098 (967 amino acids)
Biological process (GO): extracellular matrix organization
Cellular component (GO): plasma membrane
Molecular function (GO): metalloendopeptidase inhibitor activity; protein binding
Source: RefSeq, a predicted model, not a curated record
AACGGCAGACACGACUCGAAUUGUUAUUGUUACUUUCAAUUUAGCCCUGUAUACGCAUUUAAAAUCGAGAUGAACACCUCCGGUCGCUGAACGGCCGCGACGCUUCGUUCGCUAGUCAGUUAACAUCUCUCGCCGGAGAUGGAUCUGUGCUAGCGAGCGUAGUGACCGUUUCGGCACGUGUUUAUAUCGUCAAUAUGUCAAAAAGGACUCGAUUUUGCGAUUUUUACAAUUUUGGCGGAGUUUUGUUAAUAAUUUCUUGGGCGUUGCAAGGAAUCACGACUCAAGAUUUGAUGUGUUGUUCCCACGCGACUGGAUCAUGCAGAAGUAUUUGCGAAAAGAUUUCUUUGGUCCAUUUAGCGGCGGAUAUAGAACUGAGAAACCAUACCAUACAAGAAGUACAAACGUAUUGUUCAACUCAGCUGAAUUCGUUUUGGGAGUGUUUGAAUGCCACUUUCAAAGAUAUGUCGAGAGGUGAUUCGUGGUCGGGUAGAAAAUGUUGUCCGUUACCUCACAGCGAUAGCUGUAGACGAGCUUGUAUUACAGCUACUUCUAGUUUCGAUCUUACCAAAGGCUGUAGGCAUAGCGACGAAAUCGCUUUCUUCAGCUGUCUCGAACGCCAAGAAGCUGGUUCGGAUUGUUGCAAUAAUGCAAGAAACGAAGACUGCAAAUCAGCUUGCGUUGAUUUAUUCCAUAGAGAAUUAUCACCUAGUAAAUUACAAAGACAAAAAGUGAAAGAAUAUUGCGAAAAUGACAAUCCUCGCGUUACCGAUUGCAUUAAGAAUCUUAUUAAAGUGACACCUGUUAAAAGCACUCAUAGACAUCUGCAUUGUUGCGAUAAAUCGAAUAUUAUGAAAUGUAGAGAUUCUUGCAAAAAAGUAUUGACUACAAUGACAACCAUUCAAGAAAUUAUUGAUGGUCUUCAAGUUGGCGGUUGCGGUUUACCAAACCCUCAGGAAUACUUCUGGCAAUGUUUUUUGAAACCAGAAAUCGGAUCUGAAUCGUCCUCGAAUUCUGAAAAGAUAUCCAGAAUUGAUAGAGUCGGAAUAGACAGCGCCAAAUGGCAUUGUUGUCAACGGGCCGCCUCUUCUCACUGCGCUAGAUUGUGUUCGAAGACUUUCACGAAAUUUUGGUCGACGUCUUGGGAUGAAUUUAGAAAUAAAUGCCUCAGUCAAGUAGCCGAAGAAAGUUUGAGAUCUUGUAUAGAUGAAGUUGACGAACCUUGUGAAUUGGGAUGCGAUGGACUAAGUUUUUGUACUAAUUUUAAUAAUAAACCAACGGAAUUGUUUCGUGCUUGUACUUCGCAAGCCGACGAAGCCGCGAGGAACGACGUCGCUUUAUGGCAACAACAAAAUAAUAUUUCUCUCGCGCCAGAUUUGACGCUUCCUCUUAAAUCGACAUCGAAAUGUUCUCCGAAUAUUUGGAAAGCCGUCGCUUGUACUCUACAGAUAAAACCGUGUUCGAGGACAUCACACGCUAACCAAAUUUGCAGAGAUGUUUGUUUGGACAUUCUGUAUCAAUGCGUGGAUUGGACUAGAGUAUCUCCCGCACAUUCACCUGAAUCUAUUUGCGAAAUUUUAUCUCCCGAAGAUCCUGACGAUUCCUGUGUAAGAUUACAAACGUAUCUGAAUCCUUCUUCAUACAAAUCCUCGAAAAUCACCGGACAAGUUUUUAGUCCUUGUAAAGGAAAUCCUUGUGAAUCACAUGAAGUUUGUAUGAUAAAUAGGGAUUGUAUGAAUGGACAUAAUUGUAAACCUUACAUAUGUACUCCAGGAUGUAAAUUAGGCGAAGUUUCACCUUACAUGGUACCCGACGGUACUUACGUUCGAGUACCUAUACCAAAUCAUCCGGAAGGUUGCGUGAAUAUUUGUAAAUGUACCAAAAAUAAAAUAGAAGAAUGCAAACGGUUAAUCUGCGUGCCAUUAACUUCCUGUCUUCUGGGUAAUACUCAGGAGCUUCACGGAGCUGUUUUCAACCAGGAUUGUAAUAAAUGCAGUUGUUAUGCGGGGGAAACUAUUUGCAGUAUAAAACAAUGCGAAAGUACUAGUUUAAGCGGUAGGAAUACAGCUUACACUACGUUACCUUGUAACUGUCCUCCCCAUUACGUACCUGUAUGUGGAAGAAAUGGAGUUACUUAUGCUUCGACAUGUUUAGCUAAGUGCGCCGAUUUGAACGAUGCGGAUAUUGAACAUUAUCCUUGUCAGAAUCCUUGCAAGAUGAAUACGUGUCCUGUUGGUCAAAAGUGUGUUCCGAAUCCACAAGUUUGUUUGACACUUAUGCAAAAACCUUGCAAACAAUACGAAUGUAUAAAUGGUUCGGUAACGUGUUCUCUCCUUCCAAAAGACCCCGUAUGCGACGUAGAUAAUCAGGAAUACGAAAAUUCAUGUCUACUAGCUCACCAUAACGCAAAAUUAGCAUACAGGGGACCUUGUUUAACAAAAUGCAAACACAAAUCUGAAGUAUGCGGUUUUAAUGGUAAAACGUAUCUAUCUGAAUGUGCCGCGUCAGCUGAUAUGGUAGCGGUAGACUACGAAGGACCUUGCGUAGCUAUGGGACUUAUAACAAAUGUUAAAAGUAGACAGUGUCCUGGAGUACAAUGCCCUAAAUUACAGAAUCCCAACUGUAUCGGUGUUACACCUCCUGGUGCUUGUUGUCCUAUUUGCGGAGGUGCUCUUCGUUUACUUUACUCAAAAAAACAAAUAGAUAGAGCUUUAUUUGCUUUACAUAACGUCACAACGAAACCUUUGAAUUUACAAUCGGUACUACAAGCGUUAGAAAGACAAAUACAAGUGGCACAAUGUACUUUGAAAGGAUAUCUAACAGUUGAAUCGGAUAUAUUCGUUAUAGUACAAAGUACGGAAAGGAAUCCAUCGGAUCUUCAACAAGAAGCUUGUAUAAGAGAAGCGGAAAAAAUAUCGAGUCUUAUCACCAUUCAAAGUCCUAGAAUAGUUAGCGAAUUAAGCCUCAGUUCCUUGACCGUUGCUAGUAUAGUACAUACACAAAUAAACGCAUCUGCCAGUAAUCGUUUUAUAAAUUUGAAAUUGUUACUAUUACUUAUUAUAUUUAAUGCAGUAAACAAAAAAUUAUUUACAAUUAUUUGAUUAGAAUAACGUCGUUGGUCACUUUUACUAAUAGUUUGUUAUCGGUGAAAUAGGUGACCGUAUAUUUUUUUUAUUACCUGACUGAUCCUACCAAAAAUAUAUCGUGAUCAUGCUCAAGAAACUGAGGCCAAAGCAGUCAUAUUUUGAUUUAAAGAUUUAUCAUAUAUUAAGAAAAUUAUCUGUGAUACGUUAUUCAUUAAGAAUUGUCUAUCUACCUAUUAUUAAUUUAGUUGUAAAUAUAUAAAUAAUAUGGAACCUCAUUACUGUAUAAAAUAGUUUAGAUGAUUAAAUUUACUUUGCGGAAAGAAGAAUUGGUAUAGAUGUUAUGUCGAUCCUUAUUUUGUUUUACAAUCAUUUAUUGUAUUUAUUUAAUUUUUUCUAAUAUUUUUAAUCGAUAACUCAAUUUCGAUCGAUUGAUUUAUCCAAGUUUUGUUUUCGAGUACUUGAUACAGGAUACGGCAGUCGAUUCUGAUUUAUUAUAAUCACAUCACGUUUAUUUUUCAGGAAUCCCCACAAUACAUGAUAUAAAUAAAAUUCUGGAAAAUCUUAUUAACAGACUGUUUUCGAUAAAAUAAAUUGAUAUUGAUGAAGACAUGGCACACUAAAUUAUUACCUUGGUUUAAUGGAAAUGUUGGUGAUGAAGUUGAUGAAGAUUUUGAUCAGUAUCUGAAUUUUUGGAAAGAGACUUCAAUCUGACACUUAUUUUGUUCGCUGUUUUCAAAAAUCUUCACCCACAACUUUAUCUGGUUAGACUAAGAACUUGCUAAUUUCAAAUUGAGCUCGGUUUGAUAAAACGUUUUCACAGUAAACGCUCGGUGAUUUAUAUUAAUUAUUUUCUUUAUACUAUUAGACAUUUAUUUUGCUUAAUUUGACAUUAAAAACAAAAAAUUAUAAAAUAUAAGAUCUCUAAAAACUUUCCAUCAACAUUUCCCUCUCUAAAUUUAGGUGGGAAACCCCAAAGUUGUAGCCCUGGUGAAGAAUAUGAUGUUAACCUUGAAAACUCACCUCGGCCAGUUUUAGAAAGAUGCAGAAUUGACUGUCGCACCCUGUACUCGUUUAUUAAAAUGUUACCUGCUCGAAAAGUGUCUGAAUGAAUUAAAAAAUUUCUAAUGUUGCCAAAGAAAAAUUUCUUAAUAAUUACAAUCAUAUUAAAAAAAAUAAUUUCAUCGCGUUUUUACCCAAUUGUACAUUACAUACAUAAACGUCUAUUUUAUUUAAUUUUGUUGUUUUUUAUCUUAAUUUUUUAUCGAAACAUUUUCCGUAAAAUAUAAUAAAAAAUAUUAACGUUGUU